This is a messenger RNA of Paramormyrops kingsleyae, 4919 nucleotides long. It is a transcript of the gene cftr, whose product is annotated as CF transmembrane conductance regulator. Gene Ontology annotation, cellular component: apical plasma membrane; plasma membrane; cytosol. Gene Ontology annotation, biological process: bicarbonate transport; chloride transmembrane transport. Lineage: Eukaryota; Metazoa; Chordata; Actinopteri; Osteoglossiformes; Mormyridae. The record is from RefSeq and is a predicted model, not a curated record. Gene Ontology annotation, molecular function: ABC-type transporter activity; ATP hydrolysis activity; chloride channel activity.
AAGGGACGCCCGAUGCGAGAGACUCCUCUCAGCUUCAGAUUCAUCAGGCCGGCGGUGGCUUCAGGAUGCAGGCAUCACCUGUCGAAGAUGCCAGCUUCUUUUCCAGAUUUUUCUUCUGUUGGACGUCACCGAUUUUGAAAAAAGGAUACAAGCAGAAAUUAGAUCUUUCAGAUAUUUAUAGAACUCCAUCCUUUGACACAGCAGAUCAUCUUUCUGAACGCCUUGAACGAGAAUGGGACAGGGAGCUUGCGUCGUCAAAGAACAAACCCAGACUUUUCAAUGCGCUGCGGCGGAGUUUUUUCUGGCCUUUUGUCUUUUAUGGCAUCUUGCUGUACUUCGGGGAAGCAUCGAAAACGGUGCAGCCUCAGAUCUUGGGCCGGAUCAUUGCAUCAUUCGAUCCUCUUCAUGAGGAAGAGAGAGCACAGGGUUACUAUCUGGCCCUGGGACUGUGCCUCCUCUUCAUAGCCCGGUUCCUCCUUCUUCAACCAGCCAUCUUUGGUCUUCACCAUCUUGGUAUGGAGAUCAGAAUCGCCCUUUUCAGCCUGAUUUAUAAAAAGACUCUGAAGCUCUCCAGCCGAGUCCUGGACAAGAUCAGCACUGGCCAGCUGGUCAGUCUUAUGUCUACACACCUAAACAAACUGGACGAGAGCCUCGGGCUGGCACACUUCGUGUGGAUCUCGCCCAUGCAAUGCAUCCUGUGUGUCGGCCUCAUCUGGGAUCUGAUCGACGUCAAUGCACUCAGCGUGCUGGGCUCACUGACACUGCUGGCUAUCAUUCAGGCCUGCCUGUCCCAGAGGAUGGGCCCUAUCAGAGUGAAGAGAGCGAAGGUGAUCAGCCAGAGGCUGGCCCUCACUUCUGAGAUAGUGGAGAACAUCCAUUCGGUCAAAGCUUAUGGCUGGGAGGAGAUCAUGGAGACCAUCAUUAAGAACAUCAGGCAGGAAGAGAUGACUCUGACGAGGAAGAUCGCCGCUCUUAGGUACGUCUACAGCGCAGCUUACUUCUUCUCUGCCUUUCUGGUUGUCCUCGCCGGUGUCUUGCCCUACGCACUCACCAAGGGGAUCAUCUUGCGCCAAAUCUUUACCACGGCCUCCUACUGCAUGGUGCUGAGGAUGACGGUCACCCGGCAGCUGCCAAACUCCAUCCAGAUGUGGUACGACACUGUGGGUCUGGUCAACAAGCUAGAGGAAUUUCUUACUAAAGAAGAAUACAAAGUAUUGGACUAUAACCUGACCACAAAAGACGUAGAACUGAUAAAUGUUAGUGCCUCCUGGGAUGAGCUCUCUCUGUGCUUUAAGGAAAUUGGGGAACUUUUUGAGAGGAUCAAAAAGCAGAACAAAGUAAACGAGCACCCGAAUGGAGACGCUGGGUUCUUCUUCACCAACCUCUAUGUGACGCCCGUCUUGAAAAACAUCAGUCUCUACCUGGAAAAGGGGAAGAUGCUGGCAGUUGCAGGGUCGACUGGAUCAGGAAAGAGCUCGCUGCUGAUGAUGAUCCUGGGGGAGCUGGUCCCCACCCAGGGCACCAUGAAGCACAGCGGCCGCAUCUCCUUCUCGCCGCAAACGCCCUGGAUCAUGCCGGGCACCGUCCGCGACAACAUCGUCUUCGGCCUGGCAUACGACGAGCAUCGCUACAGCAGCGUCAUCAAGGCCUGCCAGCUGGAGGAGGAUUUUGCGCUUCUACCAGACAAAGACAAGACUUCUCUAAUAGAAGGGGGCGUGACUCUCAGUGGGGGCCAGCGGGCACGCAUCUGCCUGGCCAGAGCAGUAUACAAAGAUGCAGAUCUCUACCUGCUCGACUCUCCUUUCACCCACUUGGACAUCGUGACAGAAAAGGAGAUAUUCGAAAGGUGCCUGUGCAAGCUCAUGGCCUCCAAGACGCGCGUCGUGGUCACCAGUAAGCUGGAGCACCUGAAGCGGGCCGACCGCAUCCUGCUGCUGCAUAACGGCACCUGCUACUUCUACGGCACCUUCUCUGAGCUACAGGCACAGAGGCCCAACUUCAGCGGGCUGCUGCUGGGCCUGGAGGCGUACGACAGCAUCAAUGCCGAACGCCGUUGCUCCGUGCUCACCGAGACGCUGCGGCGCAUCUCCGUCGACGAGACGUCCGGCCCGCAGCCCGAGUCCUUCCGGCAGACGGCCCUGGCCCCCGAGGGGGGCGGCCCCGACAGGAGGAAGCUCUCGGUACCCCUCAGUCCUCUAGGGGCCUCUCGUAAGUUCUCCCUCAUCCAGCCGGAAGAGGAAGGCGGCCAUGAGCGGAUGGAUCGCCGGUUCUCAGUGGUGCCUGAAGACAACCAGGUAGAGGAGGUCCUGCCCCGGGGCAAUGUGUACCACCACGGACUGAAGUUCCCGCGGCAACGGCGGCAGUCUGUGCUGGCCUUCAUCACCAAUGCCCAGGACCAGGGUCGCCGCGAGCAGCUGCAGUCGUCCUUUCGCAAGAAGCUGUCGGUGACGCCGCAGUGUGAGCUGGCCUCGGAGCUGGACAUCUACACCCGCCGCCUCUCCAAAGACAGCAUGUACAACAUCACCGAGGAUGUGGACGAGGAGAAUAUGGAGGAAUGCUUUGCAGAUGACCGCGAUAAUGUUUUUCAAACCACCUCGUGGAGCACGUACUUGCGCUACUUUUCAGAAAACAGAAAUCUUAUUUAUGUUCUCAUCUUCAUUGCUUUUGUUUUUGUGCUGGAGGUGGCUGGAUCUGUCGUUGGGAUAUUCCUGUUAACAGAUAAGAUCUGGAAGGAGGAAAAUGAGACAGUCCACUGCAACACGUCCUCCCCAGGGCCUGCCCGGGCCGUGAUCAUCACACCUACCAGCGCCUACUACAUAGUCUACAUCUAUGUGGCCACGUCAGAGAGCAUCCUGGCCCUAGGCUUCUUCCGGGGCCUUCCGCUGGUGCACACGCUGCUCACCGUGUCUAAGCGGCUGCACCAGAAGAUGCUGCGGGCGGUGCUGCGGGCCCCCAUGGUGGUGCUGAACACCAUGAAGACAGGCCGAAUCAUAAACCGUUUCACUAAGGACAUGGCGACCAUCGAUGACAUGCUGCCCCUCAUCCUGUUCGAUUUCAUACAGCUCACACUUAUCGUGCUGGGGGCCAUUUCUGUGGUCUCCAUUAUACGCCCCUACAUCUUCAUCGCAGCCAUUCCCCUCGCCGUCAUCUUCAUCUUGAUGAGGAAGUACUUCCUUCGUACAGGACAGCAGCUGAAGCAGCUGGAAGCAGAAGCCCGUAGCCCAAUCUUCUCCCACCUAAUCAUCUCCCUCAAAGGCCUGUGGACCAUCCGAGGCUUUGGGAGGCAGACCUACUUUGAGACUCUGUUCCACAAAGCUCUCAACACCCACACAGCCAUCUGGUACCUCUACCUGUCUACGCUGCGCUGGUUCCUUUUUCGCUGCGACAUCAUCUUCGUCCUCUUCUUCACCGCCACUGCCUUCAUCGCCGUCGGCACCAACCAAGAUAAACAAGGUGAAAUAGGCAUCAUCAUAGUCCUGGCCAUGUUAAUUCUGGGUACCUUCCAAUGGGCCGUCAUCACCAGCAUCACCGUGGACAGCCUGAUGCGCUCCGUCGACCGGAUCUUCAAAUUCAUCGACCUGCCAUCAGAGGAGUCCCCGGGGAAGAACACAGACCUGGUCAUUGAGAACAGCCACAAAGACAAGGACUGGCCCUCCAGAGGUCACAUGGAGGUCAGCAACCUGAGCGCCAAGUACACCGAGGGUGGAAGGUUCAUCCUCCACAACCUGUCCUUCAGCAUCGAGGGCGGCCAGAGGGUGGGUGUGCUGGGCAGGACGGGAUCGGGCAAGAGCACGCUGCUGUCCGCGCUGCUGCGUCUGGCCUCCACCGACGGGGACAUCUCCAUCGACGGCAUCUCCUGGAACUCCGUGCCCCUGCAGACUUGGAGGAAGGCCUUUGGCGUCGUGCCGCAGAAAGUUUUCAUCCUGACGGGGUCAUUCCGCAUGAAUCUGGAUCCACAUGGUCGCCAUAGUGAAGAGGAGCUCUGGAGAGUUGCAGAGGAGGUGGGCUUGAAGUCCGUCAUCGAGCAGUUCCCUGACAAGCUGGACUUCCAGCUGGAGGAAGGCGGCUACGUUUUGAGCAAUGGCCACAAGCAGCUGGUGUGCCUGGCCAGAUCCAUCCUGAGCAAGGCCCGCAUCCUGCUCCUGGACGAACCCAGCGCCUACCUGGACCCCAUAACACUGCAGGUGCUGAGAAAGACGCUGAAGCUCUCCUUCUCCAACUGCACAGUCAUGCUGUCUGAGCACCGUGUCGAGCCUCUGCUGGAGUGUCAGUCCUUCCUGAUGAUAGAGGGCAGCCGCAUUAAGGCGUACGACUCCAUCCAGAAGCUGCUGAACGAGACCAGCCAGCUGAAGCAGGCCAUCAGCCACUCCGAGCGUCUGAAGCUCUUCCCACUGCACCGCCACAACUCCAGCAAACACAUGUCCAAGGUGCCCAUCAGCGCCCUCCAGGAGGAGACCGAGGACGAAGUGCACGACACGCGCCUCUGAGGGCCUGCUCGUCCGCUCAACGAGACAUCGGCCACCCAUGGCCGCACGUUCUGAGUGAUUUUAUAACUGCACUGUCCCAGUGGAAGCACUUAAAAAUUCAAUGGCCAAGAAUUUGGUUUUAAGUUAGAACAGAAAACAGUGACGUUUUCUCCCAUCUUACUCUCCGUGAGACACACAGACAAAUACAGACAGGUGAGCGCAAGUUUAGGGUCAUAGGGCAGGUCAGCCUGCACCUCAAGAGAAUUUGGGGGUCAAGGGCCUUGCUAACGGCCGCUUACAUCAUCAUUCUGCCAGUAUCCCUUCCGAUCCACAGAGCCACACACUGGCCAAAGACCCAAGGAGCUUUUUUAUUCAUGUUUAAUUUCUGAGGAAUAUUCUGUCCAAAGUCAACAAUGUGGAUCCCUUUGCUUAUAAAUAAAUAUGUAAACCAGA